Molecule: messenger RNA, 6300 nt
Organism: Girardinichthys multiradiatus
Lineage: Eukaryota; Metazoa; Chordata; Actinopteri; Cyprinodontiformes; Goodeidae
Gene: zc3h4
Product: zinc finger CCCH-type containing 4
Exons: 14
Coding region: 574-4620 (1348 amino acids)
Biological process (GO): negative regulation of DNA-templated transcription
Cellular component (GO): nucleus
Molecular function (GO): metal ion binding; RNA binding
Source: RefSeq, a predicted model, not a curated record
GAAGCGACGCACCUUGUGUUGUGUGAUUAAAAAUCGUCCCAACUUGUAGCAUCCACAAAGAAACAGAAAAAUGUUUUCUACUCUAGAGCUUUUCUGUUUGUGUACAGUUAAAAAGUUUUCUAGUUGUAAUACAUUUCUGUAUUUAGAGCUAAAAAUGGCAAAAACAAUAACUUUAAUUCUAUAUCUGCCAAAAUUCAUAUAUUACGAGUAGAGUAAAAGCUACGUCAGUGCCUGCGAGUCAAACUCAGGGUUUUUUCUCACGCUAAUUUUUUCUUUCGGUAACGUCCGUAAAGGUAUGUACGUCAGUCUCGGAAAACACGCCCCUUUCUAUGUGGAGAAGACGGUCGGCCAUUUUAAGUGUAUCAGUCGUCAUUUCACAUCGCUACAGUAGGACGGAGAACGUCAGGAUUCAAUUUCAGCAUAUUUCUCUUACAACUGUAGUGGAGAAUUGCCUACUAUGAACUGAAUCUCUUCCUAAAACCAAAACAAGUAGAUCCUAGUGAAGUGACGCAUAAGCCAGUAGAGUCCAGUGUCGAGUUGUAAUUUUUUUGCUCCUCAAUGUAGCUAGAGGAAAUGGCUGUGGAAAGCAUGACUGUCCAUCCAAACUCCCCAACUACCAACCACGAACACAACAGUCUUCUGACUGACGAAAGGCCUGAAGAUGGAGAAUUGGAGGAGGGCGAGUUGAAAGAUGAUGCAGGGGAUAUUGAGGAGGAGGAAACGGGCCAAGAUUUGUCUGCAGCAGCAGGACAAGGAGGAGAUAGGGGUGACGAUGCAGGAGGAGGGGGUGACGAAGGAGGAGAAGGGGCAACAAAGAGGUCUCAUCGAAGCCGGGACCGCCACCCAAGCAGCGCUUCAGAUGAUGAGAGAUCGCACCGGCACAAGAGGAAGCGGAAGAAAGAGAAGGAGCGGGAAAGAGAAAAGAGGAGGGCCAAGAAGAAACGCAAAUCAAAGCAUAAACGGCAUGCGUCUUCUGAUGAUGACCACUCAGACUUCAGUGAUGACUCUGACUACAGUCCAAGCGAGAAGAGGAAGUACAGAGAUUUCAGUCCACAGUACACCUCUUCUUCUCACGUGGGCUACGGUGGACCGAAGAAAGGGAGCUACAUGAAGAUGGACAAACAGGUUUAUGGGGGCUAUGAUGACUAUGAAGAUGACAUCUAUGAGGGAGAGGAGGAUGAAGACAUGGGUGAUGAAGAGUAUGAUGACUUUGCAAAGGAACUCAACCAGUAUCGCAAGGCCAAGGAGGGAGGCCGGGGUGCAAGAGGGGGCAGAGGUCGCAUGAAGAGUCUAAGAGGCCGUGGAGGAAUAAGGGGAGGAAGAAGGGGGAGAGGAGGAAGCAGAGGACGAGCGGGGAGAGUUGGAAGGAUGGGCGGAGAUGAUGAUGGGGACAACUAUGGAGAGGAUAUGGAGUAUGGAGAGGAGGACUAUGACAUGGGGGACGAUGAUUAUGAUGACUACUCCAAAGAACUCAGUCAGUAUAAAAGGUCUAAAGACAGAGGCAGAGGAAUUAAAGGAGGCCGUGGUCGAGGUCGAGGUAAAGGAGGGCGAGGCAUGAUCCGAGGAGCAAAAGGCCGAAGCAGAGGGCGAGGAAGAGGUGACAUGGGGAACGAUGACGACAACAACGGGGACAUGGACAACGGGGAUGGAGGUGAUGGAGGUGGUCCAGGAGCAGGGAGGAGACAUCAUCAUGAAAAGCACCAGGACAAGAAAGGAAAAGCCAUCUGCAAGUACUACAUCGAGGGGAGAUGCACCUGGGGGGACCACUGUAAUUUCAGCCAUGAUAUCGAGCUGCCGAAGAAGAAGGAGCUUUGUAAAUUCUACAUCACUGGAUUCUGCGCCCGCGCCGACCACUGUCCCUACAUGCAUAGUGAAUUCCCUUGUAAGCUGUUCCACACCACAGGAAACUGUGUUAAUGGAGAUGAGUGCAUGUUCUCACAUGAAUCCCUCAAUGAUGACACUCAGGAGCUGCUCAACAAGAUGCUUGCAGAGGAUGCUGAGGCUGGAGCUGAGGAUGAAAAGGAGGUGGAGGAGCUGAAGAAGCAGGGGAUCAACCCUCUUCCUAAACCCCCUCCUGGAGUCGGUCUUCUCCCCACUCCUCCUCGCCCUGUUUCAAUGGACACAAACAUGGGGGCUGUGGACUUUGGUGGAGCUGUACCUGGUGACUUUGGGGGUCCUCCUGGACCCAGUCAACUUCCUCUUGCAGGGAAAGGUCCACCAAUUCCACCCCCUGUCCCUGGGCUUAACCCCCCUGUUGGUCCAGUCCACAGUCCUGAUGGAAGCCCCUUCCAAGGAGGACCACCCACAAACCCCAGCUGCCCUCCUCUACACAUGGUUCCCCCGCCUGCUGUUGGUGGAACAGGAGCGUCAGCGGGGAAGAAGAUUCCUUCAUUGUUUGAGAUUAAAGUUCAGCCAACGGGACAACUGGCUCAGAAACUGGCUGUCAGAAGCCAGACUCCCAAUAGCGGUCAGGCUCAGACUGCACCUCCUGGACCCCAGGGCCCCCCGGGGGUUGCGCCGCCCCGCUUCCCUGGACCUGCAGGCAUGAUGCCCCCUGAAUUGCAGAACAUGGGACCCGGUGGAGAACCCAUUAUGGGGGGUUUUGGAUGUGGUGACGUCCCUGCUCAUGCAGGGACAGGACCUCCCCAGGGUGGAGGAAGCUUCUUCAACGAGUUCUACAAUCAGCAGGACGGGAUGAAGAUGGAGGGAGUUCAAGAGGGUGGCGACAGGUUUCAAAGUUUUUCCGGCAUGGACAACAGAGGAGGGACUGGAAACAGAGAAGGUCCUGCUAAUGGGGCCACAGCCAGUCAGGGAAGCAUCUCUGUGCCAGACUUUCUGCCUCCUGCUCAGCGUGUCCUGUUCAUGAGGAUACAGCAGAAACAGCAGGAGGAAGAGGAGAGAGCUCGCAGGAUGGCUGAUGGAGGGGCAGAAAAGACCAAAAAUGUUGAAGGUGACUCGGGGAACUGGUACUCCAGUGAGGAUGAGGAUGGUGGCAGUAGCGUGACCUCCAUAUUGAAGACACUUCGUCAGCAGACCCAGGCUCCUCAGAAACCUGACAGCCAUCCGAGCGACUCUCGUCUCCAAAAGGCUUCUGCUGCCCACCCUCCAGCUCGCCCAGCAGACCCCCGCCUGGCCCGAGACCCCCGCCUGGCACGCGCUGUAGAGUCGGCCCACAUGUCUGAUGGUGCUCAGCCAACGGCUCCGUCGUCCUUGGGACCACCUACAGACCCAAGGUUAGCCAGACUUGCUGCUGCCACCUCUGCAGGGUCCACAUCACAUUCGCCUCCUGCUUCAAAACCAGAACCUGUCCUGGUCUACAAGCCCCCACCGCUCACUGCUCCAGCAGCAGAGGAGGAGGAGACGGAGCGAGUUUUACGGGACAAGCCUGUGCCGAUUCCGUUGGACCCGCUUAUGGGUAUGGCUCUGAGAGACCCACGCUCACAGUUGCAGCAGUUCAGCCACAUCAAGAAGGACAUUGUUUUGCAUAUGCCCGCAUUCUCAAAAACUGUCACCUGGUCACCUGAAGAUCUCCUUCCACUUCCAAUUCCCAAGCAGGACCUCCUGCCACUCCCACCAGGCAUCCCUCCUGUGCCCUCCCUGGAUCCACGCAUGUCCAGAGCCCAGCAGCAGCUCCACACAUCACCACCCCCACUCACACAGCCCAUUCCAUCCUUAGACCCCCCUGCAUCCUCCUCAACCUCCUCCCUUCCAGACUUUGAGCUGUUGUCUCGUAUCUUGAAGACAGUUAACUCCAUACCGCCCCAGACUUCCUCCCCUCCUCACGUGCCCACUCCCACUCCUCCCUUGUCGCUACUUGGUCAACCUCCCCCCGUGACUACCUCACCUGCAGAAAAACCCAUCGACCCUCGAGUACGUAAACCCCCGUCUGACCCCCGUCUGCAGCCACAGAAGUCAGCACUGAAGCAACCAUCAGAACCAGUUCCCUCUGGUCCAGUUCCUUCAACGUCUCCAGCAAUUUCAUCUUGUUCCUCCCCUCCAACCAUCGCCCCCUACGACCCCAGGCUGCUCUCCUCAGGAGGGGCAGGCCGCAGUGUGACUACUGGGGCACCAGGGGGAGCCAGUGUGCUAAGCAGCAUCAGCCUGUAUGACCCACGGACUAACAAACCAGGUAGCCCUGGUACCAUCAGUGGCUCCAACAACUCCCCCAACUCAGCCAGUGCAGAGUCUAAAUCCAAUGAGCCCCCAGCGAGUAAACCUAAGUCCAAGGAGCCACUGUUUGUUCGGAAAUCUGCUCUGGACCAACCGGAGCCGGAGAAGACUGGAGAGCAAGGAACUGAUAGGUAUAACAGCUAUAACAGGCCCCGGCCCAAACCCGCUCCCUCUCCUAACUCCACGGCCCAGACAGGACCUGCUGCUGCCGCCGGGGCUCAGGGCGCCCCUGCAGGGGCUGCUGACCAGGGACCCGCAGGGGUCCACAACCUGCCGGUGUCCUCCCUGUUUGGGGGCCUUAAACAGGCAGCCAAACCCGGCGGGACGAGCAGCCCGUUUGGAGGAAACAGCCCAGCGCAGUCUGAACAGGCUGCCGCUGAGCAGGACAACGCCUCACUGAAAGACGUGUUUAAAGGCUUCGACCCAACAGCCUCACCCUUCUGUCAAUGAUACCAUUGAAACAGAGAGCCAAUCAGGUGGCUCAUGUUUUAACAUUAUUGGACGCUGAAGAGGUCAGUGAUAAAACAGAGUGGGCUGUGAAAACAGCCUGUAAGACACAAACCUCUGUGAUCAGGCUGCUGCACUGAGGACUGAAAUUCUCUGAGAGACUCUGUGUUGAUGGAAAAAGUUAGAUUUCUAUUUUAAACGUAUUGGUGUAUAAAAAGAUGUAUUCUCUUGUUUCAGAUAUCAACAGAAGACAUUUAUAUAGAAUGAACAUUUUAGCUUUACGCCCACUUUCUUAUUGUUUUGUUCUGCUGCAGAGUUUGUGCUUAAUGUCAGCAGCGUUCUGGGAACAAAUCAGAUUUUCUGUUUUUCAUCUCAGCACCAAAAUGUGUCUCAUUUAGUUAUUUUCAGUUUUGAGACAAAUAUUUAAACACUUUUUUUAUUUUUUUUGUUUUCUGGAGAAACACAUCUAAAUAUAAAUCUAUAUUCUGCCUGUUUUUUUUUUUUUUUUUAGUAUUUAUUUUUAUACUUCUUGUCACUGUCAGCUUGUGUUGUCUGAGGUUUAGAUUCAUGUUUUCCUGCUUGUUUCUCCCCCAGCUGUUCCAGGUCACAUCUGAGUGCUUACCUUUCAGUCUUGCCUCUGCACCCGCUAUCACCCGCUUAGUCUGUUUUUUUUUGUUUUUUUUUUACCAUUUACUUAACCACCUGCCUCAUAAUUAUUUUUUUGUUUUUGUUUUUACUGGUUGUAAAAACCUAAGAAUUUGUCAAAAUGUUGCUGCACACAUUGUUGAGGCAUCCCUUCCACCUCCCUAGUCAGUGCUACACAGAUACAUUGCAAUGCUGUUCAUUUUCCUUCUUUUCCUCUAACUUAUUCAGUUUUAGUCGCUGUUCCCGGCGGGAAGGGAAAAUCUCUUCCUCCGGAGCAUCAGUGCAGAUUUCUAAGAGCGGUGGGAGGAAUUGCAUCCCUCGGUUGUUUCCUGUUUCCAAGCUUAAGGUGGAACCGUUGCAGUUAUGGUGCUUAUUUUCAGUGGAAGUGUUUGCUUGGUUUUGAUCCACAUUGUGGAUCUCUGUGCUGUAACUGAAUCUGGACGAGCAGAAGACGUUCUAGUUUUGUCUGGGAAGACAGCAGUUUUCAUUCAGUGUGCAGAAGCUACAGAGGAAAAGGAUUGUUAAACAUCUCCUAGAAUUACUAACAAGGGUUUUUGUGUACAAAGUGAAUCAUUUUAAUUUAUUUCUAUGUUUUUUUUAUACUUUGAUAAUUAUCCUUGCCUAUUCAUGAACUGAAUCAACAUGUAAGUCAGGAGAAUGUGGUUAAAACUCAGCUCAGUGGAUGCAGGCAGUCUGACGGAGCGAGAGGAGCUGCUGAGUUGCGAUCUGUGCAUCAACAUUUUGUUAACCUGUUUGGAGCUCGCCAGGAAAGUGAAUUUAUGGUUUAUAUUUUUUCUUUUGUUUUGUACAUUUUUAUUGUUUUUCUGUCUUUGUAAAUUUGAGCAGAAUCUAUAACAUCAUUGGAGCGAGUUUUCUAACUGUACACAUUAGGUGGGGUUGUGAGUAUUUAAAGUCCAUACAUGAUCAGAAGGUUAAAACUCUAUUUUCUGUAUUUUUAUUACCUCAGCUGAUUCAUCUGACGCAUUUGUUUGAAUGACUAAAAUCACAAUAAAACAGUUUUCUCUGAUAUAAUUUGAA